AUGGCGGCCUCUGCAACCGGUCCAGGUACCGCAUCAGUCCCCGAACUCAAAAACCUCACAAUCGAAAACAUCACCGAGAACGUGCACCGCAUCAAUUCGCAAUGUUCCGACCCACGCCUGAAAUACGUCAUGGAGCGCCUCGUCUCGCACCUGCACGACUUCGCGCGCGAAACGCGCCUUAGCUUCGAUGAGUGGAUGGCCGGCAUACAAUUCCUGACGCAGGUCGGGCAGAUAUCCCACGGCAAGUACGACGUGCAGUACGAGGAUCGGGGGGAUAAAGCAGACGGCCGGGCGGUUGUGGAGAGCGACAAGGAUGGAGUAUUUUGGUUCAUGGGGAUUGUGCCCGUGCCGUAUCCGAUUCCGAAUGAUGGGCCGGUGGGCAAGUUGCUGGUCAAGUUGGGACGGCAUUGCUGGAGGCCGAGUCAUAUGCAUUUCAUGUUUGAGAAGGAGGGGUUUGAUCACCUUGUUACAGCACUGUAUAUCAAGGGCUCGGACUACGAGACGUCGGAUGCGGUUUUUGGUGUCAAGGAUUCGCUGAUUGUCGGGCUGGAUACUGCGACGCCGGAGGAGGCGAAGCAGUAUAACGUCAAGGAGGGCACGCAGGUGCUCAAGUAUGACUUUGUGCUUGUCACGGACGAGGAGACGAAGCAGCUGAGGCAUGACGAGGCGGUCAAGGCGAUGAAGGGAUUGGGCAGAGAGGGCAUGAUGAUUGUAAACGGCUUGCCUGUGCCUGAGGUCGAUUAG
This is a messenger RNA of Parastagonospora nodorum SN15, 744 nucleotides long. RefSeq lists its product as hypothetical. The transcript is spliced from 3 exons. Gene Ontology annotation, molecular function: ferric iron binding; catechol 1,2-dioxygenase activity. The coding region runs from base 1 to 744 and encodes 247 amino acids. NCBI's taxonomy places the organism in Eukaryota, Fungi, Ascomycota, Dothideomycetes, Pleosporales, Phaeosphaeriaceae. Gene Ontology annotation, biological process: catechol-containing compound metabolic process. The record is from RefSeq and is a predicted model, not a curated record.